AUGCGAUCCUUGUCGGUCACCACCGUCACUUCUGUGCCUCUGCUCUUAACACCAGCUCUGGCGUCGCUUUCGUGGGUCGCCGAUUCCAAGCUGCCAGUGCUCGACCCAGACAAGAACGGCGCGCUCAAGAGCGUGCUGCGGCAGACGAUAUACUCGCAGUUCUGCGCGGGGGAAUCACCAGCCGAAGUCGCCCACACGAUAUCGGAGCUCAAGAGCCUAGGGUAUGCGGGCGUCAUUCUGGGUUAUGGGCGAGAAGUAGUCAUGACCGAUGACGAGGCACGCGAGCUGGCGGUGCGGGGCGAGCAGGAGCAGGAACUCGAAGAUGACGCAGACCAGGUACAGCAGUGGACAGAAGGCACAAUGCGCACCCUGGAGCUAGCCCAUGAAGGCGAUUUUGUCGCGCUCAAGUUCACCGGCGCCGGGCGAGAAGCACUGCGCUGUCUGCUUCACGGCCUGCCGCCCUCUGCUCGACUAGACAGGGCCAUCAUGGACAUCUGUGAUCGAGCACGAGACAGAAAGGUGCAGCUUCUGUUCGACGCCGAGCAGGAUGCCGUCCAGGCGGCCAUCGAUGCAUGGGUGUUGCGUCUGCAGCGGAAAUACAACCACUCCUUUUCCCUACAAGGCCGCCCUCGUGCGCUCAUCUACAACACCUAUCAAGCCUAUCGUCUGUCCACCCCGCACACGCUUGCAUCCCAUCUGAGAACCGCGCAGGAAGAAGGGUUUGUGCUGGGAGUCAAGCUGGUGCGAGGAGCGUACAUUGCCAGCGAUCCCCGUCAUCUGUUCUGGAAAACAAAGGAUGAGACGGACAGUACGUAUGAUGCCAUUGCUGCAUCCCUGAUCACACGACGGUAUGGCGCUAUUCUGGGGGAUUCCCAGCCUGCCAGAACAGAGAUGUUUCCUCAGGCGGACUUGGUUCUCGCGACGCAUAAUCGAAGAUCGAUUGAGAGGGCGCGGGCUCUUCGGAACGAGCAGGUUCGGACGGGCAACCCGAUGAUUGAGAUGGUCUAUGGACAACUGCAGGGUAUGGCAGACGAUAUCAGCUGCCAGUUGGUGCGCGAGUCCAUAGCGUUGAAAGCGCACCGUCAUACAUUAGAGGAGAUUCCACAGCCAUACAAGUAUCUUGUCUGGGGGACCGUGGGGGAAUGCACCAAGUAUCUUCUUCGUCGAGGCCGCGAGAAUAAAGAUGCAGCGUCCAGGACAAGAGACACUCGGAAUGCCAUGUUCAACGAAUUGAGACGACGCAGUUCUUUUGGUCUUUUUUGA
Messenger RNA from Talaromyces proteolyticus, 1263 nucleotides. Its product is annotated as FAD-linked oxidoreductase-like protein. The record is from RefSeq and is a predicted model, not a curated record. Gene Ontology annotation, molecular function: proline dehydrogenase activity; FAD binding. Gene Ontology annotation, cellular component: mitochondrion. The coding region runs from base 1 to 1263 and encodes 420 amino acids. NCBI's taxonomy places the organism in Eukaryota, Fungi, Ascomycota, Eurotiomycetes, Eurotiales, Trichocomaceae. The transcript has a single exon.